GUAAAAUACAGUCAUAUCAUCAAUAAAAAGCUUGUAAAUCGAAAAUUCAGCAUUUUCUCUCGGGAGAGGAAAGUAGACCGUCACUCACCGGCGAAACUUGUCCGUAGUAUGUUGAGGCAUGGAUCCGGAGGCAGCUAGAACUGCGCGUGAUUCUCUCGACUUGGCGUUUCACAUGUCGAACAUUCUAGAAACUGGUUUGGAUCGCCACACGCUUUCGAUUCUGAUCGCACUCUGUGAGAUGGGCAUCAACCCUGAAUCUUUGGCCGCCGUUGUUAAGGAGCUUCGUAGAGAAUCACCACCUCCUUCUUCCUCCACCGUGACAGGGCUGUAACCAUGGCCUCACAAUUAUUCUACGAAGAAGAAGAUGACUGGCAGCAAAGGGCUUUUGCUGCAUUUUAGAUUUUACUAAUAGAUGGUUUGAAAUUAGUGUAUAUUUUUGUGCUACAGCUAUUCCCUUUUGUUUUAGAUUGCAAAUAUUGUCCAAAUUUUACACUCCCUUCGCUCUAUAAAAUUUGUGACCUUUUGAUCCA
This is a messenger RNA of Salvia hispanica, 530 nucleotides long. Its product is annotated as mitotic-spindle organizing protein 1A-like. Gene Ontology annotation, cellular component: spindle; gamma-tubulin ring complex; interphase microtubule organizing center. The record is from RefSeq and is a predicted model, not a curated record. NCBI's taxonomy places the organism in Eukaryota, Viridiplantae, Streptophyta, Magnoliopsida, Lamiales, Lamiaceae. Gene Ontology annotation, biological process: mitotic spindle assembly; gamma-tubulin complex localization; microtubule nucleation by interphase microtubule organizing center.